Messenger RNA from Capsicum annuum, 2144 nucleotides. RefSeq names its product trans-cinnamate:CoA ligase, peroxisomal. The record is from RefSeq and is a predicted model, not a curated record. NCBI's taxonomy places the organism in Eukaryota, Viridiplantae, Streptophyta, Magnoliopsida, Solanales, Solanaceae. The transcript is spliced from 3 exons. Bases 123 to 1844 code for a protein of 573 amino acids.
UAUAAGUUGUCCAUCUCUUGCACAAAUAUUAAAUUAACACACAACAUAUUUUCCUCUCUAACAAAUUUUAAGACCUUACACUUCUUGAAAAAAAAAAAAAAAAAACUUUAUACUAUAAUCUUAUGGAUAAUUUACCAAAGUGUGGAGCAAAUUAUGUGCCUCUUACUCCUCUCACCUUCUUAACAAGAGCCUCAAAAUGUUAUGCCAAUAGGACCUCUAUCAUCUAUGGGAACGUGCGUUACACGUGGAAGCAAACCUACGAGCGUUGUUGUCGCAUCGCUUCCUCUCUCCGAUCCCUAAACGUGUUCAAGAAUGACGUGGUUUCAGUAUUGGCACCAAAUGUUCCAGCAAUAUAUGAGAUGCAUUUUGCUGUACCAAUGGCAGGGGCUGUAUUAAACACAAUAAAUACAAGGCUAGAUGCUAACAACAUUGCAAUUAUUCUCAAACACUCAGAAGCCAAAGUAUUUUUUGUUGAUUAUGAGUAUCAAGAAAUUGCUAAAAAAGCCCUUGAAUUACUAAUAACAUCUAAAAUACCAAAAAUACCCCUCGUAGUUGUCAUCGAUGACAUCGACUCCCCUACCGGUGUCCGGCUAGGGGAGCUCGAGUACGAGCAACUCGUGCACCAAGGAAAUUCGAGUUACAUUCCCGAAGAAAUCACCGACGAAUGGGAUCCAAUUACCUUGAAUUAUACAUCAGGUACGACUUCGGAGCCAAAGGGGGUUGUGUAUAGUCAUAGAGGAGCAUUUUUGAGCACAUUGAGCCUACUACUAGGCUGGGAAAUGGGCACUGAGCCAGUGUACUUAUGGUCAUUGCCAAUGUUUCAUUGCAAUGGAUGGACAUUCACAUGGGGCAUCGCAGCACGUGGUGGCACAAAUAUUUGCAUUCGUAACACAAAUGCCAAAGAAAUGUACACAAACAUUGUGUCACAUAAUGUUACACACAUGUGUUGUGCACCUAUUGUUUUCAACAUCUUACUUGAAGCCAAGCCACAUGAGUACAAACCCUUAACCACACGUGUCCAAAUCCUAACGGGUGGCGCACCGCCACCCGCGCCACUCGUAGAGAAAAUCGAGAGACUCGGGUUCCACGUGGUCCAUGCUUACGGGCUCACGGAGGCUACUGGACCGGCUCUUGUUUGCGAGUGGCAAGUAAAAUGGAACGAAUUGUCUAGGGAGAGUCAAGCCAAGCUGAAAGCAAGACAAGGGGUUGGUAUACUAACCCUAGCCGAUGUCGAUGUGAAAAAUUUUGAUAACAUGCAGAGCGUGACACGUGAUGGGAAAUCAAUUGGAGAAGUGUGCUUGCGCGGGAGCAGUAUUAUGAAAGGGUAUUUAAAGAACGAUAAAGCGAAUAUUUCGGCUUUUAAAAAUGGUUGGUUUUUUACUGGAGAUGUUGGUGUAAUACAUCAAGAUGGAUAUAUGGAAAUUAAAGAUAGGAGUAAAGAUGUUAUAAUUUCUGGUGGUGAAAAUAUUAGUAGUAUUGAAGUUGAAAAUGUUAUAAUGAGUCAUAAAAAUGUUAUAGAGGCAUCUGUUGUGGCAAUGCCACAUCCAAAAUGGGGUGAAAGUCCAUGUGCAUUUGUGAAUUUAACAAAAAAUUCACAAAUUAAAGAAGUGGACAUUAUUGAACAUUGUAAAUCAAAUUUACCAAGAUUUAUGGUGCCAAAAAAGGUGAAAUUUGUUGAAGAAUUACCCAAGACUGGAACUGGGAAAGUACAAAAAAAUCAUUUGAGAGAAAUUGCAAAAACAUUUGUUGUUUUGGAAAAAUCAAAUCAAAUCAGCAAAAAUAGGGAAAAGCCAAGAUAUUAUGAUCAAAAUCAGGAGCAAAUUCAUGCUUUGUCACGUCUAUAGAGAAUAAUGUAAUGUAAUAUAUAGUCUGAUCUUUCUAUAAUGGACUAAUGGUCGAUAUUAAUAUUUCUGUAAUAGUUAUUCCUUAUAAUAAUAUAUAUUGCUUCUUCUGUUUCAAUUAUUAUGACGUGUGGUAUUUUUUACUUAAUUUUCAAAUAUGUAAUUUUAGGAGCAAAUUCUUUGUUACUCUCGUCUAUAUAGAGAACAAUGUAAUGUAAUAUAGUCCCAUCUUUCUGUAACAGUCGUUAUUAGUAAUUUUGUAAUAGUUAUUCCCUAUAAUAAACAUGUGUUACUUCUUCUGUU